Messenger RNA from Octopus sinensis (East Asian common octopus), 1223 nucleotides. Its product is annotated as matrilysin-like. Gene Ontology annotation, cellular component: extracellular matrix. Gene Ontology annotation, biological process: extracellular matrix organization; proteolysis; collagen catabolic process. The record is from RefSeq and is a predicted model, not a curated record. The coding region runs from base 66 to 1223 and encodes 385 amino acids. Lineage: Eukaryota; Metazoa; Mollusca; Cephalopoda; Octopoda; Octopodidae. Gene Ontology annotation, molecular function: zinc ion binding; metalloendopeptidase activity. The transcript has 10 exons.
ACAAAGCCAAUCAAAGCUCAGUACAGCAGGAGACGUUUCUAACUAGAAAGUAGACGAUACACAAAAUGGCUGGUUUGACUUUAACGUUUUAUGGUUUUCAACUUCUGGUGUUAUUUUCGUUCCAAUUUUUUAAUAUGGGUCGCUGUUUCGGGGUUGAAAAGUCAUCAGAAAGUACGAAUUUUACAGAGGCUGACAAUAACACAGACACACGGUAUUAUAGUUAUUUAAGAACAUACGGAUAUAUGCCUCCAGAACAUUCAAACGAAAUUUACAGCAUCGAAAAGGCCGUAAGAGACUUUCAAAGAUUUGCUAAUAUUCCAAUAACGGGAAAGUUAGACAAUCGCACAAAAAAAGCGAUGCAGAGAAGAAGAUGUGGUGUCCCAGAUGUAUCAAAGUUCCUUGCAAAUUAUAGACUUAGUAAUCACAAAUGGGAGAAAAGUCAACUGACAUACAAAGUUUUAAAUUAUACGAACGAUAUACCAGUUAAGAUGCAAAGAAAUAAUUUGACCAAAAUUUUCAAAAUGUGGUCUGACGUGAUUCCUUUAGACUUUACGGAACUGACGGCAGGAGCGGCUGAUAUUGACGUUGCUUUUGCAGAAGGAGAUCAUGGUGACAACUCUAACUUUGAUGGAAAAGGAGGUGUACUGGCGCAUGCUUUUUACCCGGACAAUGGUAACGUGCAUUUUGAUGAUGCUGAGGAGUGGAGCGAAAUUGAUUUUCACUCCGUAGCUUUACACGAAGUUGGUCACGCUAUAGGCCUGGAUCACUCAGAAGAUAUGGAUUCUGUUAUGGCACCUUUUUACAAAGGCCCCAACUCGAACCUUUUUCUGACCGGAGAUGAUAUCGAUGGAGCUCAAGCGAUCUACGGUAAACGACCAACAAGCGAAACAACACUCCCACCAACAACAACAGAAAUGGCAACAUCGGGAGACCAAGUAUAUGAAUUUGAUCGUUUCGGUUCCCUCAAACCUGGAUAUCAUAGUAUAUCGGAUACCUUUCAUGGUUCUCAAUAUCCAUCUUAUGUGUCCGCUGCAGCAUUCGAUGCAAAUAAAAAUACGAGCUACUUAUUUGCUGAAAUAAAUGAAAAUGAAUCUUCUGAUGUUGACUAUGAAUCUGACGAUGACGGGGAUUUACACUACAAUGAUGCUGACAUGUUCACGGAGAAACAAAUGAAACAGUUAUUUGAUGCUGAAAGUGAUGUUGAAUUUGAAAGAUUUAAAUAA